AUGAUUUUGUCCAUUCGUCUCGUCUUGCGGUGUUGGUGGAUAGGGGCGAUCGGACUCCUCGCCAUCAACCUCUAUACAUUCAACAGCCGAAAUCUUUCCCAGGCUCUCCCGCCGAAACGUCUCGGUUCAGAAGUUGUUUCCCAAGAGAUCCCUGUACACGGCGUUGGCGCCAGCCUCGAAACUAGCUUGCGGAACGGCAACGGUAGCGACUACGACCAGUAUAAUUUCAAGAUCCACACCCUGUCGAGUCCUUCGUGUUCUCCUCUGGAAGAGAAAGAUGUCGACUUUACCUUGGUCACGCAGCUCUCCCCCAGCCGACUAGCGAUCAUGGAACAACACUGCGAGCGCUGGGGAAAUCAUCCCAUUUCUCUCGCAAUCGGAACUACGGAGGAUAUCGAGAACAUUGAAAAGACCCUGUCGGAGUUUGGUUGCCAAAAAAAUUUGGUCACGGUGAGCUUUGUGAGCGACUUCAAUUCCGAAGGAGAAUACCCCGUGAACCGACUCCGCAAUCUUGCCAUGUCUCGGGUCCAGACGAGCCACGCUUUCGUCAUUGACGCUGACUUUGUUUUGUCGACAAAUCUCUACCAGAUGCUCCGUCUACAUCGGGCUAUGCUUGCUACGGACCACUUGCAUACUUUGGUGGUACCAGCCUUUGAACUCCAAGCGGUUUGCAAUGAGCAAAACGAAAAUUGCACAGCCAAGCAUUUGGCAAUGCUUCCGGACACGAAGAAUGAGCUGGUGAAGCAGUACUGGACGGCAAAAGACCAUGUCGGCCCCAAUCCCAGUGUGACGCAGUUUAGAGAACAAGCUGCUUUUCAUGCGCACGCCAGUACGCGCUACGAAGACUGGAUGACACAACCUGCAGAAAAGCUCCUCCCCAUCGAGUGCGUGACUUCGGAUAGCUACGAGCCCUACCUCGUUGUCCGUCCUUGUCAAUUCCUCGCACCCUUUCAAGAGGCAUUCGUUGGCUACGGUCAAAACAAACUGACCUGGUUCCAGCAAGUCCGACGUAUGGGGUACAAGUUCUUUCAGAUUGGUGAAGGCUUUGUCAUUCAUUUUCCCCACGCCCGGUCGGUAGCGUCCGUCCAGUUCAGGCAGAAUGGCAAAAAGAACCCUUUUGGAGUGGGAGUGAAAGAAACUGCUUCCGCUUUCAAGCAAUGGAUGAAAGAACAUAUUCCAGACUCAACUCAAAUUCCGUAUUGUUCUUAGGGCAUUUUUCCGCGUCCGAAUCAAAUCUAAAUCCUUCAUGACGAAUCAGCUUUUAAUGUUGAUCAGCUUCAUCAAAUGUAGAUAAACAUCACCAUCGUUUCUUAGACAACGACGAAAAAUGUAGAUAAAUAUCGUCAUCGUUUGUUUAGACAACGACGAACUAUCCGAA
Molecule: messenger RNA, 1378 nt
Organism: Phaeodactylum tricornutum CCAP 1055/1
Lineage: Eukaryota; Bacillariophyta; Bacillariophyceae; Surirellales; Neidiaceae
Exons: 1
Coding region: 1-1209 (402 amino acids)
Biological process (GO): protein O-linked glycosylation via mannose
Molecular function (GO): xylosyltransferase activity; glucuronosyltransferase activity
Source: RefSeq, a predicted model, not a curated record